Candidula unifasciata is the source of this 421-nucleotide messenger RNA. NCBI's taxonomy places the organism in Eukaryota, Metazoa, Mollusca, Gastropoda, Stylommatophora, Geomitridae. The record is from the annotation of a GenBank genome assembly.
UCUAGAGAAUUUAGUUCAAAUUAUAAAUUACACGUUUUUUUAUCAUCUAGUGAACAUUUGUUGUGUUUACUUUCAGGAGUCCGGGAUCCCAGUUACAGGGAGUGUCAUCGACAAAAUUAUGAAAUUCAUGGACACCAACGGAGAUGGAAAGAUAGACAUCAGUGAGUUUCUGUUGGGCGACAAAAGAAUCAAAAACAUCUCCCGUAAACAAAUCAAGGAUGAACAAGAAAGAAGAAGCAAUGAUGUUAGCUACAACAAGUACUCCAGAACAUUCCAGAAAGCUCAUAUUGAUCCAAUCACAAAUGCUCUCAAGGUCGAUCCUAGUCCGACCCCUAUGAGGCAGUCCAGAAGACCAUCUGUUAUCCGUCUAGCCAGUGACCCUGACAUGGAGGCUGUGCGCAAAUUCAACAUUCCGUUGUAG